AUGAAGCGUGGGAUACCACUCCACCAGCCACCACCAGCGACCGGACGCACCGACUCACCGGCCGCCCAGACAUAUCGCCGGCAAAAGAAACGGCAAAGAACGCUGCCACCACCACCCACAAUAGACCCGAAGACAAACCCUGCGGGCGAAAUGCUACCUGAAGCCACCACUCCCACCGGCCACAGCCACAAACGGCCAAGAACACAGUCACCACUAAGAUCAGAGCUGGAACCCACCAUUGCCAUACAUCCCGCAGGACUCAAAGAAAGUGGUACGCCCACUGAUUCCACCAACGCUGUGCCCACUGAUGCGCCCACGGACUUGGCAAGCGCUAUGCCCAGCGAUGUGCCUAGCGAUGCGCCUACUGAUUUCACCAGCGCUAUGCCCAGCGAUGUGCCCACCGAUGCGCCCGUGGACUUACCAAGUGAUGUGCCUAGCGAUGUGCCUAGCGACACACUCAGUGAUAUGCCCAGCAAUUUGCCCAGCGAUUUGCCCAGGCCAGCAUACCCAGAUCACAUCGUCAAAUCACUGACAUUCAACAAAAUUUCUGAGCGCACCAGGCUGCUUAAAGUUUCAUCCCUACCAUAUCACCCAGGAAAAUACAUCUGGGAUACUGGGUUGCCACCCAACUAUCUAGCAUCAUUCAGUAUAACAGGCCACUGA
Molecule: messenger RNA, 663 nt
Organism: Manihot esculenta (cassava)
Lineage: Eukaryota; Viridiplantae; Streptophyta; Magnoliopsida; Malpighiales; Euphorbiaceae
Product: cell surface glycoprotein 1-like
Exons: 2
Coding region: 1-663 (220 amino acids)
Source: RefSeq, a predicted model, not a curated record